Messenger RNA from Acytostelium subglobosum LB1, 1581 nucleotides. RefSeq lists its product as hypothetical. Gene Ontology annotation, biological process: chromate transport. The transcript has 4 exons. Bases 1 to 1581 code for a protein of 526 amino acids. The record is from RefSeq and is a predicted model, not a curated record. Lineage: Eukaryota; Evosea; Eumycetozoa; Acytosteliales; Acytosteliaceae. Gene Ontology annotation, molecular function: chromate transmembrane transporter activity.
AUGUCAUCAUCAUCAUAUAAUGAUCAAUCACAGAUGUUGACAGGUCUUUUACAACAACAUGAUGAUCACUCUCAUGACCACGACCAUGACCAUGAUAAUGAUGAUCACUCGCACAAUCACUCACACGACCAUGACCAUGACCAUGACUCACAUGAUAUCAGUAGUUUGGAUAUAAGUCAUAUUGAAGAGGAGAACCAGACAAUACAUACAUCAUUCGAGGCACAUCUCAAUGGCAUUGCUGGACAGGACUAUGAGUCUGACCCCGAUCUAACUGCACCAAUCUCUAUAUUCAGUUGUAAUAGAACAAGACUACUAUUUGCAUUGAAAGAGAGUCUACAUCUAUUACUUAUCAUUGGUGAUGAUACAUCACACGUCACUCUAUUACAUCGAUGUUUCUCAAGACUAACUGGUUCAAAAGUGGAUGCAUCAAUGCCAUCCAACAGCAUAUUACCAUUUGGUCUAAGGGCGCCAAGUUAUUUAUUCACAACAUCAAUGAGAUACUUUGACUUCAAGACGACGAUAUUCUUUUAUUUGAUGUAUCAGAUGAUAUCAUUCUUCAUCAUGAUGUGGCUUGGAAGUGGAGUACAUUAUAUCAAUGGUCUAAUGGGCGCACCAAUUUGGAUACGUGGAGUUGAGAGUGGAUUCGCAUCAGCAGGUGUAGCAAUCUUUGCAAUGUCCGUCUAUGAUCUGAGUAAGAAUCAUAUCUCCACCAGUAAUAGAUUAGACAAGGUUAUCUUCCUUUAUGUACUAUCACUUGUAUUCAAACAACACUGGAUAUAUGUUCUGAUGUCAUCUGUUGUGUUGUCAGCAUUGGCAUUGGGAUCAGAACGUAUCAUUUCUAGAAUUCCAGCAUUCAGUUCAUCAUAUCCAACUUUGGACAACAACAACAACAAUGUUGGAAACAACAACUACAACAAGGAUAGGAUGGAUAGUAGUCAGAUCAUAUUCAUGAAGAAUGGUUAUAGGGUCACGAAGAGACAAUCAUACAUUGUAUUUGGUGUUUAUGUACUGCUGUUAGUUGGUCUCCUGGCACUAGCGUUUGCAUUCCCCAGGGAUGCCGAGAUACAGACGACCACAUCAUUCUUUGUUAUUGGAUCAGCAAUGGUUGGCGGCGCAGGCUAUUUCUCCCUGCCUCUAAUGCUGGAUGCAAUGAUUGGACUACUGCGAGUACAGGAUUUCCUCAAAGGAUACACAUUGGUACAAGUACUACCAGGAUCAUUCAUCAACCUAUCAAGUUAUCUGGGGUCUGCCUACUCAAAUAUGGCAUUUGGAAUGUUACUAUGGACGAGUCUCGUGCUUCCAAGCGUCAUGCUAAACUUUGCCGUUUAUCCAUAUUGGAGCAAGAUCAAAUCAUCACCAUUCCUAAGUUCAUUAUUGGAUUGCCACAUGAGAGCAACACUUGGAUUAUGUGUGGCAUCUAUUGCCGUUCUGUGGCAAAAGUCAGUGUUCACUGUCGAGUUCUCAAUCAUUACAGUGUUUGUCAUUGGAUGUAUGAGCUUGUUUGAUGUCAAGAGUCCAAUAAUGAUUGCACUCUCUGGUGGCCUUGGCUUUGUUGUACAAAACUUUGUGCUAAAACGAUAA